UACUUUUCAAAUGUCACUUGUCAAUUAAAAACCUAAACAAACAAACAUUUUUAUUUGAAAGUAUUUUAUAAUAAUAAUGAGCAUACCACCACAAGACACAUCUCCGAGAUUUUAAUAAGAUAUCAAAAAUGACUGAAAAUUCCUCUCCGUCUCUUAGUCAAUACUUCGCAACAAACGAAACCAAAAAGGACCAAACAGAUUUCGCUAAAGUACUCACAGAAACGGCAGGUCAGAUCAACAGCUUAAAAAUCGACGACAAUCAUAAAAGUGAUACGAAAAACGAGCCAGAAGUAUGUAAAAUAUUUUCUGAACCAGCACCCCAACCGAGAGAUCCCACAGCAGCAUUUUUUGAUUUGAUAGGAAACUCCUCGAAUACGGGGGCAAAUGGAAUCAUAUCCGAUCUGGGCCUCUCCUCGAACAGCGAAGAGUCUUAUAGCAGUUCUAGGUUAGUAGUAGGUUCCGAAGCAGACAGACGGAGAGACGCUUGGAUCCCCAGCGAAAAGACAAGGCAGUGCCUUAUUGCGUGUGCCACUGCCAUACCCGGGACCUAUUUUCCCAAUAGGGAAAUGCUCACAAUGCCUGGAGUCGUACUUGAGGAAGAACUGGGUGAUGCCGUAGGAGAAGCAGUAACAAGCUGUCUUGGAGAAGCCGAGGCCGCUCAAAGAAGAGUCCUAAGUGCAGGAGAUGUAACUCAAGAUGAAAGAGGUCUUAGGGAGUUGGUGCAGGCUGGAGCUUACAGGGCUGCCAUCAACCUAACAGCUAGGCUGUUAACCAUAUAUGGUCAAGGUAGAGGAAGAGCGGGGCAUCCCAGCAAACACUCCCCACACUCUCUGCAGCUUUGGUUUACUCGUAUUGCCCUUCUAGUCAAGAGUAAAUUAUUCAAUAUUGCUAGUGCUGAGGCAGAGCCCUUUGGCCAAAUCGAUAGGCCUGAUUUAUACUACCAGUUUUAUCCCGAAAUGUACGGCGGUCGUUCGGGGUCUAUCGCAUCUUUCUCAUUUCGGCUUCUGCUCUCUGAGUUGCCCAUGCAUUGCGGAAAACCUAAGGAAUCUAUCACGAAACUGUUCAGCAUGCUGGCGACUGUUCGCCAGAUAUUGAAGAAUUUGAAAAAUGGGUUGUGUGAAGACGGAAACCCCAUGGAACUAAGCGAUUCGGAUCGGAGUGAUUCUUUACGUUUGUGGAGUGGAAGAGAGACCAGGAUCAUGCACUCAAUCAUCAAUUGCGGCUUGGUCAUUAAAGAUUAUGAAUUGGCAAUGGAUUUGUUAGGUCAGCUGUGUGAAAGCCUAGAGUUGCCAGAUGUUCCAGAUGACCUACAAACUAUUGACGAAAUAAAGAUUAGUAGCGAAGUAAAAUUUUUAGGAACUUACUUGGAUGAAAGCUUAUCAUGGGAUCUGCAAAUAAAAGAUGUCUGCAACAAAUUAAACAAGACAUUCUUUGCUUUAAGGCAAAUGAAAUCAUGCAUGGACACAGCAGGUCUACUAGAAAUCUAUUUUGCUAUGGCAUAUUCACAUAUAUCCCUCAAUAUCAUAGCAUGGGGUUGCAGUAAUGAAUUCAUCAGAGUAUUCGUAGCACAAAAGCGCAUUAUCCUAAACAACAUGGGGGUGUGCCUCCUGUACGGGGGACAUUUGAAAGAAGCCAUUCAGGUGCUCGAAUCAGCCAUCGCCUCCAAUCCUGUGCAUGCCCUCCACGAGUCGCUCCUGUUGAAUUUGUGCACCCUGUACGACAUGGAGUCUUCUAAAGGCCGCAUGAAAAAAUUCGCACUCCUGAAGCAGAUUUCUCGGUAUCAAGCAGAUGCGCCCACCACCAUAUUGGAGAAGUUGUACGGAUGAAGAUCUUCGGUGAAGGUGAGUUCGUCUGGAUGUGAACCGAUACUGUGAUGCUUUUUAUGUUUGUGUGCCUCCUCUGGUUUCUUAUCGAUUCGAAGCUGUUUGUAGUUUUCAACAAUUUUAGGACUAAAAAUGGAAAAGGCAGUUUUCAGUCACGAGUCUGAAUAAAUGAAAUAUCGUUGAUAAAGCUUUCACAUCAAAUUUAACUACUUA
Leptinotarsa decemlineata (Colorado potato beetle) is the source of this 2036-nucleotide messenger RNA. RefSeq names its product trafficking protein particle complex subunit 12. The record is from RefSeq and is a predicted model, not a curated record. Gene Ontology annotation, cellular component: Golgi apparatus; TRAPP complex. Gene Ontology annotation, molecular function: protein binding. Lineage: Eukaryota; Metazoa; Arthropoda; Insecta; Coleoptera; Chrysomelidae.